UCCCACUAGGGUCCGGUGGUGGUGGUGGGGGGGCUGUCUGUGUGUACUCCAGGACUGAACUGAGCGGCUGGACACCGGUGGGCUUGGCUCUGCGCGCGCUACGCGUCAUGACUGAAAUCUGAGGCGGGUUUAAAAGGCUUUGAGGAGAGCCACAGACAGACGAGGAGAGACAUUUGGAGAUCUGGGGUGCACAGGCAUUAGAUCUUCUUGUUUCGAGACGCUUUUGAGCCAAAGCAACUCUGUUAUCUCCUUGAAUAAGUCUGGGUCAAGAGCAAAUGGAGAUUUAUACAUUUAUAGUUUAUAAUUCAACCCUUGUGGGCUUUAAAUCUCCAACCAUUUGGUGUCUAACACAGAUAUUUAACCACCAGGUUUAAUCUGCAGCGUAGCGGAGCAUCGCGCAACGGGACACCGGCGUUUCCAUUUACGCACGUCGUUCGCCCGCGUUUUACCGCGUGGUACUGUUGUUAUCCUUGACGAAUCUUACAAUGGGACACCUGAGCAACGCAUCGCACCCGGUAAACUCCACCGACCCGUUCGGACGCGACGAAGAAGUCGCGAAAAUCGAGAUCGCGGUGCUGAGCGUCACCUUCGCGGUCGCCGUGAUCGGGAACUGCAGCGUGCUGGUGGCCAUCCACAACACCAAGAAGAAACCCUCCCGCAUGCAUCUGUUCAUUAAACACCUGAGCCUGGCAGACCUGGUGGUCGCGUUCUUCCAGGUCCUCCCGCAGCUGUGCUGGGAAAUAACCUUCCGUUUCUACGGCCCGGACUUUCUGUGCAGGAUAGUCAAGCACCUGCAGGUGAUGGGCAUGUUCGCGUCCACUUACAUGAUGGUCAUGAUGACUCUAGACCGCUACAUCGCCAUCUGCCACCCUCUGAAGACCCUCCAGCAGUCCACCCGGAGGUCCCACAUCAUGAUCGCGGGCACGUGGAUCAGCAGUCUGCUCCUCAGCACCCCUCAGUACUUCAUCUUCUCCCUCAGUGAGAUCCAGAACGGCUCUGAUGUGUACGACUGCUGGGGUCACUUCAUCCAGCCCUGGGGAGUCCGCGCGUACAUCACCUGGAUCACAGCGGGGAUCUUCCUCAUCCCGGUCAUCAUAUUAAUGACCAGCUACGGAUUCAUAUGCCACAGCAUCAGGAUGAACAUCAGAUAUAAGACCAAGAAGACGCCGGGGGACGGCGCGCACAAGAACGGGCUGAUCGGUAAGAGCUCGGUGAGCAGCGUCACCACGAUCUCCAGAGCGAAGCUACGCACCGUCAAGAUGACCUUCGUCAUCGUCCUCGCGUAUAUCAUCUGCUGGGCGCCGUUUUUCACCGUGCAGAUGUGGUCGGUGUGGGACAAGAACUUCAGCUGGGAUGAUUCGGAGAACACGGCCGUCACUCUGUCUGCGCUGCUGGCCAGUCUGAACAGCUGCUGUAACCCGUGGAUCUACAUGGUUUUCAGCGGACACCUCCUGCAGGAUUUCGCUCACUGCUUCCCCUGCAGCCACAAGAUCCAGCAGAGCUUCCGGAAGGAGGAUUCGGACAGCAGCCUACGGAGAACCACGCUGCUCACCAAGAUCGCCAACCGCAGCCCCACGUGUAGCUCGGGCACCUGGAAAGAGUUCGAGCAUUCACCCAAAACCAGCAGGGCGGCCCCGGCCGAGACGUGACGCAGCCGGCCCCCGGGAAUCUGACUUUGGUGAGACUCUCACAGCAGGGUUUUAAAACCCCGGGCUUCGGACGCCGAGUGAGCUCCAGAUGAGAUAAGACACACUAUUACUGCUCAGGAGAUUCAAGGGAGUUCAUUCUGCUUCAUUGAAGCAUCUUAAAAGUAAAAAGGUAGUUGUAAUCAUCCAGUAAGAGUCUGGAGCUGUGAAAUGAUCAUUGGAUGAGAAAUGAUUGAGUUCAUAUGGAGAUCUGAGCACAGUUUGAGACAUUGUUCAGAUCUCUUUUGGGACUUUGGAGCUCGUCGCUACUUCAGUUUGAAUCUGCUUUUCAUGGUUUCAUUGCUGUCGGAGAUUCAGUCUUCUUGCCGAAGAACAGAUUUUUAAAAUACAAUUGCGUUAAUAAAAGUUAUAAGGACAUAGGCCAAACAUUAGGAAUAAUAUGUAAUAUUUUUGAACAAAAAAUCGAAAUGCUCAUCAAAGCUGCAUUUAUUUGGUAAAAAAAAAAAUCCAGUUAAAGCAGUAAAAUUGUAAAACAAUUGUAAAACAGCUGUAAAACAGCUGUGCAUCACGGAAAUAAAAUACAUUUCAAUAUAUAUUCAAAUAGAGAAUAUUAUUUAAAAUAGUAAUAAUAUUUCACAUUUGUAAAAAAAAAAAAAAUUUGCAAAAGAAACAUACUUAAAAAAAACAGCAGUGUACUUUUUUUAAAAAAAGUCUUGAAUAUUUUUGUUAGUUUAUUUUUUUAUGUAGAAACAUUUUCCAGAAGGCACUUGAUGUUAUGUUGUAUUACAAAUGUAUUCACGCCGUGCACGUCAUGCUUUACUAUCUCUCGUCUCGUGUCUAUUAAGGAAACAGUGGGAACACAGAAAAUGCCGUAAAUCUCUGUGGCACAAUGAGUCCAGCGAGACAUUUCCUGUGAUAAGCGUCUACUUAAGCCCGGCGCUGGGUUUAUUUUGGCCCCGAGUGUGCGACCCUCGUGCCAAAGUAAACCAGACACCUGCUGCCCGGGACCGAGCCGAGAGCGAGCUGAUCGCUGGAAGCAAAAUAUAUCAGUUUCCAGACAAUAAAUGAAUGCUGCUCUAAAUAAAACAUAGGAAACAGUCUGCCUUAUGAAAUAUUACCGGGCAUGAGCUUCAUUCUAUAAAUGAAUGUUUUCACAUGGCCAAGCAUGUCUUUACUGGUCAUCUGUCAGGUUUGGACAGUUUUAAUAAACAUAUACUGAGAAAUGCUAAGAGUUAAUGCUGUUUAUGUAUAAAUGAAAGUUGUAAAUAAAUGACAAAUAACAGGAUAUCUUUAUAGUGACAGAUGGUCUAUAUUUGUUUGUAUAUGUUAAGGUUUUUUUUUUUUUUUUAAUGAUAUGCUAAGCAAUGGAAGCCUGUUUCUGCAUGGAAUAAAAACAAACAAUUGUGACUUUUUAUCUCACAGUUCACACUUUUGUUCUCACAGUUUUGAGAAUUGUGAGAUAUAAACUCAUAAUUAUUAUUUUUUUCUCGUAAUUCUGCAUUUGUAUCUCCCAGUUCUGACUUUUGUCUCAGAAAUCUGUAUUUAAAUCUUGAAAUUCGAAUUUUUUCCUCAGAAUUCUAAAUUCGUUUUUCCACAAUUAUGACUUUAUUCCUCAGAAUUCUGAGUUUAAUAUCUCACAAUUCCUCACCUUUUCCUCACAAGUUUAUAUCCUGGAAUUCUGACUGAAUAUCUCCCAAUUGUGACUUUUUUGAAAAAGUUGAAGACCUUUUUAUUCCAUGUUUCCACAAUGGAAUAAAAAAAUUACAAAGAUAAUGGUGUGUUCAUAUCAGUUUAUAUUUGCAAAGAUUUUUUUUUUUUUUUUAAGUCCAAAUUUUGACAUAAAAGUCUCAACUGGGCUUCCAAACUCAGCAUGGUUAACUGCCAACUUUAUAUGUGUUGCACCUCUCACAAAUUUCUCGGUGUACUUGUGUACCAAAUCCAAUAAAUCAAACCUUCAUGAAAUAUUA
Messenger RNA from Carassius gibelio (silver crucian carp), 3613 nucleotides. Its product is annotated as arg8-vasotocin receptor-like. Gene Ontology annotation, biological process: regulation of systemic arterial blood pressure by vasopressin; positive regulation of vasoconstriction; G protein-coupled receptor signaling pathway. Bases 486 to 1649 code for a protein of 387 amino acids. Lineage: Eukaryota; Metazoa; Chordata; Actinopteri; Cypriniformes; Cyprinidae. Gene Ontology annotation, cellular component: membrane. Gene Ontology annotation, molecular function: peptide binding; vasopressin receptor activity. The transcript has 2 exons. The record is from RefSeq and is a predicted model, not a curated record.